AAAAUACAAACCCUACAUCACUCUCUCUCACAUAACACCAGAAAUCACUUUCUCUCUCUACCCCUUCUCUUUCUCUCUCUUCACCCAUCCGAAACAACAGACACAGAAGACCAAAAUUAGCAACUAUUCCCUUCACUCAACGCAAGAAAAUCAUGAAGAUGAGAAACAAAGGUAAAGUAUACCCAUCUCCAUCUUCGUCUUCAUCAUCAUCAUCUGUGCCCUCUCACUCCGCCGCAAACAGAGACGCUUUCUCUGUGUUGAAGCUCCUCCCCACUGCGAUUCUCGCUCUAGCUUCGGUUCUCUCUCUGGAGGACCGGGAAGUCCUGGCCUACAUGAUUACCAGGUCGAUGAUGAUGUCCGCCUCGAACCCGUCGUCGAUCGGCGCCGACGACAAGAAGAAGAAAUCGGCCAAGAAAUCCGACGCCCACAAGCCUCCGGUCUUCGAUUGUGGCUGUUUCGACUGCUAUACGAGCUACUGGUUCCGGUGGGACUCGUCGCCGAACCGCGAACUCAUCCACCAAGCGAUUGAGGCCUUCGAGGAACACUUGGCCAACGGCGAGAAGUCCAAGAAGAGAGAGAAAGGGAAGAAGAGAGAGAAAUUGGGUCGCCAGUCCGUCGACAAGACAGCCGAUGUGCCUGACGCAACCGUGCCGGAGAUUGAGAAGAGUUCUUCCUCUUCUGUGGGUUCGCCGGAAAAAGACUCUUCCCCGCCUGAAAAGGCUGAGGAGACGGCGGAGAAGAAAGGAGAGGAAGAGAUGGUUGAGUCAGAGACCGAAGAGGUGUGCUUGCCGGGAGAGGAGGAAGAGGCAUCGACGACGUCUACGACGGCGAUGGUUUUGCGGAGUUCGCCGGCGAGCAACCACAAGGGUAUGGCGAGGAAGGUAUUGCCGGACGUCUUGGGGUUAUUAAAUUCGCGUUUGUGGAGUCUUUGGAAUCCGAAUGUUUAAAUUUUUUUUUUUUUUAAUUUUCAAUUUCGAGAAAGAAAGUGAAAGUCACAUUUUGAUUUUGUGUCAGGUUAUAUAUAUAUUCGAGUACGAAUAUAUAUGCAUAUAUAUAUAUAUAUAUGCUCCAUAUACUGAGCAUUCAUUUACAGUCUCUCUCUCUCUCUUGGGUUGGUUGGGUGUCUAAGCUGAGAGGCACCCACUGGUGAGAUGUCAAUUUUCCCGGAAACUUUGCUUUCUGAAUCUAUUUUCCCGGAAAAUGCUACUGCAUAUUCUUUUCUGUUGUUUGUUUACUGUUUUUUGUUUUUCCUUAAUAGCUAAGUAUUGUAUGAGGAAGGUUAUAUGACGACGUGGACAAUGAAAUGGCAACAACAUUAUAGAAAUUUCUUAA
Cornus florida is the source of this 1332-nucleotide messenger RNA. RefSeq lists its product as uncharacterized. The transcript has a single exon. Bases 153 to 947 code for a protein of 264 amino acids. The record is from RefSeq and is a predicted model, not a curated record. NCBI's taxonomy places the organism in Eukaryota, Viridiplantae, Streptophyta, Magnoliopsida, Cornales, Cornaceae.